GUGUUGAGUGUAUUUUUUUCUAAUUAAAUACACAGUGGUAAGAACUCGUAGAAGACGUUCUAGAUGGCAUCAAAUUGCAACACGGAGUUAAGCAAGUGAAAUGCCCUCCAGUGAAAUUACUUAAAGGACACUGAAGCAAAAGGUGCUACGUUGUUACAAGUAACCGGCGCGAUUUAGCUCAAACGAACAAAAGGUGCCGCGUGGCUAUUGGCACGGGCUGCGGCCGGUCGCUAGGCUAUUUAUGUUUUGCUAACCGCUGUUAGUCAAUCACACAGCCACGCCGACCUCACAAAAGGUAGUACGUGGUCACACCCUGCCCAGGCGCUGUUCUGUCUGUGUACAGCAGCAUCAGCGUGUCACAGAUUCCAUUCAAAUUCGGGGGACGAGGGGAGGAAACACAACACAGAGGCGUCACCGUCCUGUCCACACCUCGUGUUUCUUGAGUUAUUGAAUUUGCCACGUCACGUGGUGCGAGCGAGCGAGCUCAAUAAUCGCUUCGCACACCCCCGAGAUUUACGAAUCAAGGUGGUGGCGACGAUGAUGCGCGUCGUCUGUUGUUGAAAGGGCAAGUUAGAUCAGAGAGUCGACCACACGUUGCCUGCCAAUGAGGAUGAUGCUGCCCCCCUCGUGGCUCGCCACUCACUGCCUCAUCGUCCUCUGCUUCGCUGUGCCUGCCAUUGCAACAACCACAGUGCAGACCACAUCUGCCGCGCCCGGGCCCUGCCAGCCGAACCCUUGUAUCCAUGGGGGUGACUGCAGCACUGAUGGGGUGGACGCCGGGAGCUUCAAGUGCCACUGCAAGCCCGGCUGGGUGGGCGACCACUGUGAACACAUCGUAUCGCCCCACCUAAACUGCACUUCAAGUUACGUUGAACUGCAGAUCUCAUUGAGUGUACUGGAAAACCUCCACCUCGACCCGGCCAACAUUCAUCUGGAGGACCCUUCGUGCCACGGCUCCUCAUCGGGGGAUUAUCUGAUUCUGCGCAGUAACCUGAAGGCCUGUGGCACCACAUCCGAGGCACACGGCGACACCAUUGUGUACACUAACUCUGCGUAUGGCUACGUGAUGGGGACCAGGGCUAAGAAACUGCGCAUUCCCAUGCACUGCUACAUCGGCUCCGAAGGGAAGGUCAUCGCGAGCUUUGCUCCCAGGGUGGUGGAUAAGUACAGCUCUGGCUCCUUCAACCUCAGCAUGGUGCUUUACACCGACCAGGCUUUCAGCCAGGCCGUCAACGCCUAUCCAUUUGAGGUGGACCUCGGGUCCCCCAUCUACGUCGAGGUCCUGCUCAACUCCUUCGAUAACAACCUGCAGCUGCUACUGGAGAAAUGCAAGGCAUCCCCCUACACAGGAGCCCCUGACAAUGCAUCUUACAUCAUCGUACAAAGCGGUUGUCAAGUGGACACGUCCUACGUGACCUACACCAGUGGGGACGACAAGAGGCAGCGCUUCAGCUUCCAGAGCGUCGAGCUAAACAGCAGUUCACAGCAGGUGUACCUGGAGUGCAACGUGCGUGUGUGCGACAAGUCGGACGUGAACUCACGGUGCCGGCGAGGGUGUGUGCGUUCCAAGCGGUCGGUGCGGGACGUCCGGGCCAGCGGCACACACCUUGAGCACAACGUGGACCUCUCCCAAGGACCGAUAUCGGUUCGCAAAAGGAGCACCGGUUCUUCAAGCAGCGUGCCAGUGGCAGCGUACGCGGUGCCUGCAGCCCUGGCUGGCGCAGCGGCAACCGCUUUGGUCAUCGGUCUCUUGAUAAAAUUAAAGUGUCUCCCGUGGAUCAGCGGUGCCCCAUAUAGUUUCAUAUAGGUGCACGCGAGCACCAGCACCUGCUAAGUCUGGCAUAGCAAGUCAAGUAGCGAGUAAUGGUGGGGCCCUAGGCUUAACACUGUGUCCUGAUAUUCCCAGGCGCAUCCUCUUUUUGAGGUAAGAAACUAAAUAAGCAAACCGAUUUAGUAUCCCUCACGUAACUAUCUCAACAUAAAAAAACGUUUUUUUUUCCCAUAAACCAGGACAAGCAGCACGGAUUUGUUGGAAUGCCUUAUUUUGGCGGUAUCGGUUAAAGGCAAGGAAAAUGUGGACCGGUUGCGAUAUACAGUGUCUGAUCAGCAGUGUUCACGCUUGCUUAUUUGAAUCAAUACUGGUGAACUACCGAUUUUACAGGCAAGGACCCUGCCAUUAUGAUAUGGGGGUCUUUUUGGGGUAGCUGCUGCUGUCCUGGGAAACCGACGAGUCUUUUCAGGACUUUAAAUGUCCAGGUUUUUGUAAAUUGUGGAACAAUUCACCAGGUCACAAGACAAAUCAUUUACAUGCAGUGCAUCCCCCUGUUGCGGUGUUGUGAGAUAUUCAUUUUCUCAUGAGGUAUGCUGGUUUUAGGCUGAGUUAAUCUAGGGAGGCCCAGGUGGUGUGCGAAUAACAAUUGCCUACCCACUGUCUGUGGCCGGGAGUUGAACCCAAAUGGUCAGCAUUCCAGUUGCAGAUUGCUACCAACUAUGCUGUUGCUCUCCCAGCCAAUCGGAGAUAUUGUCUGGACUGCCCCACACCUGCUCACCCCCCCACGUAUGCCAUGCCAACUUUAAUAGGUGCUCACUAACCACUUGUCCCAAAAGGUUAUAUCACGAGAUGGGUUUUUUUUCUCUUGAAGAGAGAUGCUUAUAUAGUGGGUCGGUAAACUUAAACAUUAAAUAUAUCUGUAUGCUCAUAUUUUUCGUCUACACAUUAUAUACAGGUUAUAAUGAUUAUAUCAGACAUAAAUAAGCUCCUCAGCUCUGGUUAUGACAUGCAGAAGUUCAAACGGUUUGCACACGUAGUUUUUUUUUUACAGAAUCACGAUUCUACAAAAGAGACAAUCAUGGGAAUUUCCGCCACACAGCAGCACCGGUUGUAGUGGCUCUGAGACAGCAAAAUUGCGCCCGGCGUGUUAAGCAGAAGCACAACAUGUACCAGACACAAGCAUGUAAAUGUCAUGACUACGACUGCUAAUAAUAAUUUUACCAUUAGCCCCAAGUCAGUAACCGUGACGCCACCGUGGGUGAGUUAUCUCCCUCGCCUGGUAUGCAGAAGCACGUGGGUUCGAUCUCAGACCCUGUCAAUAUUGGAGUUCACAAAUUCUCUCUCUGUGGUGGAUACGUAGAUUUUUGUCCACAUCCUCUGAUUUUUCCCUCCACGUAAACAUUUGUUUAGAUUAUUUGUCUGCUACAAUAAAUUCCCACAUGUGAUGAUGAUAAAAGCCAGUUCGAUGAGCUAUCACGUGUGGCCAGGUUAGCUUUGAAAAAGAGCUCACAGCUCAUUGGGCUUCUACGUGACUUUACGAAAGAACCAAGAAUAUGAAUCCCUGCAGUCACGAAAGCUUUAAAUCAAAACUUUCGUUUAUGUCAGGGCAGCUCCACUUUUGUACUUGCAUAUGUAUGUUAAUGGUAAAGCAAUAUUCGUGAAGAGUGGACCUUUUGCUGACCACAGUUGGCACAACACAACAUGACGCAGAGUCAAUGGUGGUGGUGAAUCGCACUGGCAAUUAAAUGUUUACGGCAACUUCCUUACAAAAAAAAUAUUUGGCUAUAUUGCCACGUAGUGAUUUUCAGAAAUACGGUAUUAAUCCACGGCUGGGAGAUAUGGGAAGUCAGAUCUGUCAUCAUUGUCGUCUCCCUUCGCAUUGAAUAACCCAAUUAAAUCAUGUUUUAUAAGCGCAUACUCUUGGUUUAAUAGUGUGUUUUGUCAUCGAGAGUGCUCGUGAAUGGUACAAUGAAUGCAGGCCUGUGGGUUAAAUAUGCCAAGCGUUCUGUACAUGUUGACGGUUUUGUGUUUUUACUGACUGAUUAAACGUGUCCUUUUGGUGUAACUACGUUCGAGUCUCAUUGAGCCUCUUUUCAUAUUAAUCAACGGCAUUUGUACAACGUAUAAAUUAACUCCGAACAGUAGUUCAGCUUGCGAAACGUACAUCGGUUUAUCAGAUGUUGUUGGUGACAGCACUACCUUUAAACGACCGGACCCUGUAAGCACAGUCGGCA
Petromyzon marinus (sea lamprey) is the source of this 4005-nucleotide messenger RNA. Its product is annotated as CUB and zona pellucida-like domain-containing protein 1. NCBI's taxonomy places the organism in Eukaryota, Metazoa, Chordata, Hyperoartia, Petromyzontiformes, Petromyzontidae. The record is from RefSeq and is a predicted model, not a curated record.